CUAACUCGUAUGUAUGCCAUCUAUCACAGGGAUCUUCCUAUACAUAAUUUAUGUUAAUCAUUAUAUACAGGAUUGAUGGGGAAAACACCGUUUGGCACUAUUAUCAACCCGUGCAGACUCUCGCCCCACCCGGCCGAGUUACUCAGCUAAGUUGAAAAAGCGCUCCUUUUCGUUGUUUCUGUCCGCGGCUGUAAAGCGCCAAACGUGAAUUCGCCCAAACUUGUUAUGGAGGUUCUUCGGCUCCUUUUGUGAAACGCCUGUCAUUAGCAUACACGUUGUUUUUUUGGAACAGAAAACGCAUCACUUAAUAGAAAUGGAAACACUUUUCAAUAAACGUUUACAGGUUUACGUGAAGUGCAAAGAUUGUGAGGAAAGAAAAGCCAAUAUCCGGGUCAAUAUUGACCUUCUGGUGACGUCGAACCCAGUCUACAAAAGAGAUCUCGUUGUAAGGCUCACAGAUGACGUGGACCCAUACUUUCUAUACAGCCUCUCCAUAUCUGAGGAGGACUACCAAAGUCUGAAGGUGCAACAGGGGCUGCUGAUCGACUUUGCCUCGUUUCCCCAGAAGUUUAUUGACCUGCUUCAUCUCUGCUUGGCAGAACAAGAGAAGGAGAGUCCGAGAUUCCUGCUGCACCUGGCAUGCCAGUCAUCGCUGCACGACAGCGCUGCCCACUUCAGCGUUGUGGAGACCAACGCCUUCAAACACCUCAACCACCUGUCCCUGAAGCUGCUUCAGGGCUCGGACAAGGAAGUCAAGGAUUACCUGGCAACAUGCCUCUCGUCACUGAAGGAAGAUAAGCAGUCUCUGGAGAUAAAGCUGAAGAAGACUGAAGAGGACCUCUCUAGACAGCUUGCCUACGCUCAGCAGACUCUGGCGGAGAAAACGAAAGAGUUGGACAAGCUACGUUCAGAAUGGACCAGCCAGACGACGUCGCUCUCCAGCCGCCACUCACAGGACCUGAUGUCAGAGAGGGAAAAGGCUCUUGAGAUCCAGGGCCGGCUCCAGCAGCAGACGGAGCAGAUCCGUCAGGAGCUGGAGGGCAGCCACCAGCGCAGCAGCCAGCAGCUGCAGAGCCGCCUGGCGGAGCUGGAGGCCUCCACACGGGAGCUGACGGAGCGCCGCUACAAGAACGAGUCGGCCCUCCGCGACCUCAUGAUCAAGCUGGCCAGCGCUGAAGAGGAGUCCCAGCGGGCCAAGCAGCAGGUGACCUCCCUGCGGCGGGAGAACGGCACCCUGGACACGGAGCUCCACGACAAGGAGCGCAGCCUGGGCCAGCUGCAGACGCGGCUGGCCGUGCUGGAGCAGGAGGUGAAGGACAAGGAGCAGCUGAUGGGACGCACCCGGGAGGUGCUGGAGGCCACCCAGCAGCAGAAGGAAACGAUGGAAGGAAAUGUUGAAUCUAAAGACCACCAGAUAAAGAAGCUGGAAUCGACGGUGAGAUCGCUGUCUGAGGAGCAGAAAAAGGCCAACGGCAUCAUCAAGAAGCUGCAGGCAGAUGGGCGGAUGCUGGCGGAGAAGAUCAAGGUGAAGAACUCUGUGACGGUGUCCCAGGAGAAGGUGGUGCAGGACACCGCCGAGAAGCUGCACACCGCCCGGAGACUCCUGCAGGACGCAAAGCAGCAGCUCACGCACAAGGACGAGCAGGUUUCCAAGCUGAAGGAGCAGCUGGAGACGACCAUCGAGAAGCUCAAUGAGAGCAAAGAGGUGCUGAAGACCAACGAGAACGUCAUCGGCUGGCUGAACAAGCAGCUGAAUGAAAAGCAGCUCUUGAGGAAGCCCCCUGCUCCAGAGUCCUUCCAGACCCCCGCUGCCCAGUCCACCACUGCAGGCCCGAGGGCCCAGUUUUACCCCAUGGCGCCCAAGCCAACCUUCUCUCAUGCAGAUACUCCGGACUUCCUUCCGCCGGACCAGCGCACUCUGCCACCGCCCCAUAAACUGGUGGAGUCCGGCGGCUUGGACGCCAAGUACUUUGAGAGGAGAGAAGACAGCAUUCCCCUGUACGGCCUGCUGACCAACCUUCAGUCCAGAGAGUUACCUCCACGCCCGUCGAAGCAGACUCUACCUUCAGCAUACUUCUCUGCAUAGUCUUUUAGGCACGGGUGCUUAUGGUGCUACAUCUAUUUAUCAUAUUUGUAUUUCCUGUUUUUAAUGUAUUUAGUAGCGUCCUGUUGGGUCUUUUCCACUUUUUUUUUUACUGUAUUUACUUGUAUGUGCAAAAACGUUAGUAUGCCUUAAUUUAUCUACCACAUUAAAAUCGUUUUGGAAGUUAUCAA
Molecule: messenger RNA, 2274 nt
Organism: Gadus morhua (Atlantic cod)
Lineage: Eukaryota; Metazoa; Chordata; Actinopteri; Gadiformes; Gadidae
Gene: sass6
Product: SAS-6 centriolar assembly protein
Exons: 16
Coding region: 314-2086 (590 amino acids)
Biological process (GO): centriole replication; spermatogenesis
Cellular component (GO): centriole; centrosome
Source: RefSeq, a predicted model, not a curated record